AUGAUGCUGGGCAAAUCUCUCCUGAGAGCUGAAAUGACAUCGAUGCUGUUUGUCGUCCUGCUGCUGAUGAGUAACGCUGGGUUGGUCUCUGCACAGUUUAAUGGAUACAACUGUGAUGCAAACUACCACAGCAGGUUUCCUGGAGAGCGGGACAUCAGCGUUUACUGUGGGGUUCAAACAAUUACUUUAAAAGUCAACUUCUGCCCUGUGCUGUUCUCCGGCUACUCUGAUGCAGAUUUGGCCUUGAAUGGUCGCCACGGUGACUCCCAAUGCCGCGGCUUCAUCAACAACAACACCUUCCCCACGGCAGUCCUGUUCAGCAUCAGUCUGAGUACCCUGGAGGCCUGCGGGAACAGCCUGGUGGUCAGCACAGCCUAUGGGGCCAACGCCUAUGGGAACAUGUCUCUGGUACAAAUUGGGAAUGUCUCCGGCUAUAUCGACACGCCUGACCCUCCGACCAUAAUCAGCUACCUGCCUGGUUUGUUGUAUAAAUUUAGCUGCAGUUACCCACUGGAAUACCUGGUCAAUAACUCACAGCUGGCAUCCUCCUCUGCUGCUGUCUCCGUCAAGGACAGCAACGGUACAUUUGUGAGCACGUUGAGCAUGAUUCUGUACAACGAUUCAACAUACAAUCAGCCUCUCUCCAUUCCAAUGGCUGGACUGGCUCUGAAAACCAGAGUAUUUGCUGCUGUUAAAGCCACAAACUUAGACAAACGGUGGAACAUCUUGAUGGACUACUGUUAUGCGACCCCCUCAGGGAAUCCUAAUGAUGAACUCCGCUAUGACCUUUUCUUUGGCUGCUACAAAGACCCACAGACGACAGUGUUUGAGAACGGUAAGAGCCAGAUGGGGCGAUUUUCCUUCGAGGUUUUCCGUUUUGUCAAACAUAGACAUCAGAAGAUGUCAACUGUGUUUUUGCACUGCGUCACGAAGUUGUGCCGAGCGGACGACUGCAUCAUGCUCAUGCCGAUUUGUGGACGACGGCGGAGGCGAGAUGAGGGCCCUGAUUCUCCACCAGCAGCAUCGGGGAACACUGUCAUCACUGCUGGACCAAUAAUCACCAGGAGUGAUGAAACUCCUGUCAACAAUUCCCAACUUGCAUCUGGGGCCCCCUCCCACUCAAUGAACCCUGUGACCAGCACUCUGAUCUCAGGCGUGGUCAUCUUGGGAGGGGUCAGCGUGGGCUUCUUCCUGCUGUCGGUCCGCCUCCUGCAGAAAUCUCGUCUCACAACAAGCACGGCCUCAGGUGUCUGGAACCCCGGCUUUAAAUAA
This is a messenger RNA of Cheilinus undulatus (humphead wrasse), 1272 nucleotides long. RefSeq names its product zona pellucida-like domain-containing protein 1. The transcript has 10 exons. Gene Ontology annotation, cellular component: cell surface. NCBI's taxonomy places the organism in Eukaryota, Metazoa, Chordata, Actinopteri, Labriformes, Labridae. The record is from RefSeq and is a predicted model, not a curated record. Bases 1 to 1272 code for a protein of 423 amino acids.